This is a messenger RNA of Ciona intestinalis (vase tunicate), 5536 nucleotides long. The record is from RefSeq and is a predicted model, not a curated record. NCBI's taxonomy places the organism in Eukaryota, Metazoa, Chordata, Ascidiacea, Phlebobranchia, Cionidae.
AUCAAGGCUCUGCAAUGAGAUAUGUUGUAAGCCCAAGUUGUGACCGUGUUCUGCUCUCCAUGUGUCAAGCUCUGCAAACCAACACUGGUGUUGCUAUUUCCAAUUCAUCAACCAUGUCUGGUGCACCAGAGUCUUUAUGUGAACUGUCAUACCAACUAGGACGAGCUCUUUAUAAUGUUGUGUGCACUCAGUCUGUUGAUCAUUACAUGCUAGGGGACUUGUUCAAGGGGCUUGCAGAGACAGGGUGUUGGAUGUGUCUCUCCAGGUUCGACUCUCUUUCCGCUCCAGUGCUCUCAGUUGCCGGGCAACUAGCAGCUGAGGUGCAGAAGGCGUUACGAGGAGGAAAGCCGUCAAUUACUCUCAUGAGUGAAGAGGUCACGCUCUCCCCGACUGCUGCAUGUUUUAUCACACUAGACGGUGCUAAAGAGCCACAAAAAUUAAAAACUGGAUUUAAAAGCAUGUUAAAUGUAGCUGUUCCCACUAUGCUUGCUUUGCCAGAGGAAUGCUCAACUUAUUUUAGGACAGUAAAUGCAGUUCAACCAGACCGACGUCUAGUUCUUGAGAUUCAGCUUCUCUCACAAGGAUUCACUCAAGCUGAUCAACUAUCAAGGAAACUUUGUGUCUUCCUUGAUCUCUGCAGCUCCCUGCUAUCAACCCUACCAACACAACAAGAACAUGACCCCGCAAUGAGGGAGAAUUCUUCAGCUGCCGAGUGCAGCAAACAUGGUAUUGGUUGUCAUGACAACAGCUACACCUCCAUAUCACUAAUGGAACACGUGAUCACGGGAGCUGGAGUUGUGUUGGAUGUUUUGUUUCGUGAACAGAUUGAGAUGAAACAUGAAUAUCGAGAAGUCAUUGCUUCAAAAACAAGAAAAUUUGCUGGAAUAUGGAAACACAGAUCAAGUCUUAUGUCAAGUUCUGGAGGUCUUGUGCCAAGUUCUAAUGCUGCAGAUGAUAACGGUCACGAUGGCCUACUUGGAAUCGGAGUGUCUGCAUCCUCUUUGGCGCCAUCGGUUGAUCCUACCACUCAGGAAGCUAUUCAAGCAAACAAGGAUCGGGAGGUAGUAGAAUCGGAUGCGGAAGCAAUGAGGAAGAUGGAAGAGGUUGCUGUUGUCACUGCUCUCCGCAACAUCCUCGCUCCUCGCCUCCCAAUGAAAGAGGAUCGGAGCUUGGUCUCCACUUUUGUGAUGGACUUAUGGCCGGAUGCAGAUGUUGAUUUCGGAUUAGAAGAAGAGGAAGAAGAAAGGACCGAAGUCCCAAGAGGAGAGUUUACUUCUCCUCCAGAGGACUGGGAUGAAGAGAUGAAUGCUGAUGUGACCAUCCCAGACAACCUGGCAGAUUCCGAAACUCGACCUUUUGACCCAAAACUACCGGAGCAUGAACCAGUAAACGACGUUGAAGCUGCUGUUGCCAUAGCAACAAAGGAGUGUGGGUUGAGCCCAGCUGUAAAGUUUCAAGCGAAGGCUGCACAACUUACUGAGCUUUCUGAAUCCAUCAAGUCAGUAAUAGUGUGUGGAGGUGCGGGGUGUGGGAAGUCUAAGUGUGUGGAGGUUUAUACACAAACUCAAAAGCAACUUGGGUUCCAUGUUAUUUGCAAAAAGGUUUAUAUAAAUGCAAUUGAUUCACAAAGGAAAUUGUUUGGUUACUUUGAAAGUCCCACCAGAGAAUGGAAAGAUGGGCUAAUGCAAACACUACUAAGACCUCAUUGUCUGGGACAAGACACGCCUACUUCUACAGAGAACUCGUUGAAGCCAAAUGUCUUCAUCCUCCAUGUGGAUGGGAAGAUGCGAGCAGAAGACACUGAUCUCUUUCUUCAGAUCCUCCGGACUCAACCAGGAAGUGGAUCAUGGCUCUCUCUUCCCAACAAUGAGAGGUUGCGAUUGCCUCCGGAUCUGAGAGUGAUCUGGGAGAUGGAGAACCUUGCAUCACUUGAUCCCAGUGUGAUAUCUAAACUUGGAGUACUGGGAUUCAAUUCAACAGAAGUAACCUGGAAACUGCAUUUAUCCCACUGGCUUCAAAAUCUUCCUGAUUCCAUUGUAAGCAUCACAAAGGACAUUGUGAUGCGAUACUUGCCCACACUGGUGAAUCAUUUCAGCAAGUUCACUGCUCCUGCACAUCUGGUUGAUAAUGGAGCUAUUCAACUGCAACAAACAAUUCGAAUUUCAAAUCAAGCUAUGACGGCAACAUUCUGCAAACUUAUGGACUGCUUCUUACCACACAGCGAGGAUGUUUCACCAGUAGAAAGAGAAAGAUUUGUCGGCUACUGCGCUUUCUGGGCGUUCGGUGGUACUUUAGAGGGUGCUGGACGGGAUUCCUUCGCAUCUUGGUGGAGUGAGACAUGGCCGAAUUUGUUCCCAAUUAAUGGAUCUGAUGUUUGGAGGCAAUUUGUGGAUGCGGAGACACGAUUAUUCGCUCGCUGGGAAGAUCAUCUUCCUCAGUUCUCAGGGUCCAGUCUGGUUAGCGGCGCAUUCGUGCCUACACCGGAUACAUGUCAGCUUACUCAUAUUGUAGGGGCUUUAUUAGAUGCUGGACAUGCAGCUAUGAUUGUGGGGCCUCCUGGUUGCGGUAAAAGUGCGUUAGUUCGUGAACGAAUCCAUACCGUAAGCUCUGGGGAAGUGGCAGAGGUUUUGAGUCUUUUCCUUCACUGCAACAGGCUCACAGAAGCAGGCACGCUGUGGAAGCAAGUAUCUCAACACUUAGAAUGGAAACACGGGGUUACUUAUACACCACGAGGAAACAAGAAGUUACUUUGUAUGGUAGAUGAUGUAAACCUGUCGCGACCGCUUGGAACCGAAAAUGAAAACAUGUAUUUGCAAUCAGCUUGCGAAUUAAUCCGGCAACAUCUAGAUGUAGGUGGGGUGAGAAAUCCCAAUACUAAUAAAUGGCAGCAAGUGAGCAGCACUUCUUAUGUGACGACCUGCAAUCCCAACCACACGGGGACCUCGUGUGCCAUGAGUCAGCGCAUGACACGGCAUUUUUCUGUCUUCUCAUGCCCAUACCCUUCUGCUACCUCCCAACAUGCUAUAUACAGCACUUUGGUCCAAAGUCACUUUUUGGUGGAACCUUCCUUAUCAAACAGAACAAAUAACAUUGAAAGAGACCGUGCUUUCCAGAACCUACUAUCUAGCAUAACACUUGUAACAGUCGAGCUGCAAGAGCGCCUACGGGGUAUGUACCUCUCCACACCUGAGCGAGCACACUACACAUUUGCGCUCAAUGACCUGGAACGUAUUUUCCGUAACCUCAUGCUCUCACUUGGUCCCGACUGUCACCAGAGGGAGCUAUUGUUGCUAUGGCGACAUGAAUGUGAUUGGUCGUAUGGAAAAAGAAUGGUUUCUGACGUUGAUUGUGAAAGGUAUCUACAAGCACUGGAUACAGCAGUUCGGAAGCAUCUAACAGAAAAUAAAUACCUUCCGCUAGUUUUAGCCUCCAAACAACCACUUUUCAGCAGUGUUCGAGAACUUGAUAGUGGCUUGGUCACUGCUGGCAGACAUUUUGGUCGAAAUUCAUCAAGAGCAUCUGGUUCCGGCAACAGCGGAGGUCAUGUGACUGAUUAUUACAAACCAGCGCAAAGUGAGAAGGAAGUCCAGCAACUUUUAAUGGAAGCUGUGAAGGAAUACAACAAAAUCAAUGUUCAGAUGAAGCUGUCACUUUACAGUGACACCAUUGCACUAGUUUGCAGGUUGGCACGCGUCAUACAAAGUCCCCACCCCAUCUCACACACACUUCUGUUUGGUGAUGGCUGUCCAGUAUUGGCUCAGCUUACAGUAAAGCUAGCUGCACAUUUGGGAGGUUUUCGUGUGGUAACACUGCCUCCAAUCAUUGCUCCUUCUACCACCGACAGCCAUUCCCACAACAUGGGAGGGCCAUCCUCAUCAUCAGAUCUUGAGCGCACACGUUUAGCUCACAUGAAAAAACACCUUGUUCAACUUUAUAACCAAGCUGGAGUGAAAGGAGAAAAGCUUGUGUUUUUACUACAUGAUGACAAGGAAGUAACACACGAGUGCCUUACCAUGGUAGAAGAGCUUGUAAGACACGGUUCUAUCUCCCACCUCUUUACAAACGAUGAACAAACCACAAUAGCCAACUCAGUACGCAGUGAAGUCACUGCCGCAGGUCUCACUUACUCAAGAGAUGUUGCAUGGAACUUCUUCCUAAACACAGUCACCAAGAAUCUAAGGGUUGUCUUCAUUUGUUCACAAACAGGUGCCCCCUUUAUGGAAAAGAGCUUGGAAUUCCCAGCUUUAUUCUCUCGAAUGAGCUGUGUAGCUUUAGACCACUGGUGUCAUGACCAACUAGUGGCAAACGCCAUGUACCAUGUAACCAAUGGUCACCAGGAUACAGUUGGGAUUUCAAACGAUCUGAUUGGUGGAGAGGCAGAUCACGUGAUGGAUGACAGAUGGCGGGAAAAUGUGGUUCAUCUUUUGGCAAACAUGCACGUGGCAGUGAGGGAAAAGGACAACAACAAGUUUUACAAAAUUCAGGGUCAUGUGUGUAAUUAUGCUUUUGAAAAACUGGUUGAACGAUUUGUGUGUGUCUAUCGUGAUCGCCGCAAGAUGGUGCAAGAGAGCCAUGAGUCGAUUAAAGGGGCACUGGAAAAUAUUGAUCGCGAAAAUCUAGUUGCAGAAGCUUUACAGAAAGACUUGGAUCGUGAAAAACAGGUGUUAGAUGAGCACAAGUCAGGAACUCUGAAGUUACUUGCACAGAUUGGACAAGACAUGGUGAUCACUGAGCAGCAGGUUUCAGCUGUUAGAAAACAGAUUCGAAAAAUUCGUCAUUUAAAGAAAUCACUUCCAGAGUAUGAACUUGCUCAUGAAAAAGCUGUGUUUAAAGCUGCAGCUAUUGUUGCUGAUACUAAGACUGUUGUUAAAGAGAUUAAUAUACAGGAUCUCUCGGAGCUCCGAUCUCUUCAGAAGCCGGACUCCGAUGUUGAGGACUUGAUGGCAGCGAUCAUCAUGAUCCUCAAGUCUCCAAACUCUGAUGUUACUUGGAGCAAAGGAGCGAAGAGGCAGAUGGCAAAUCUCGAUCGAUUUUUAGACGAACUUGCGAACUUUGAUGAAGUCCCAAUGCCUCAGGGAACUUUGGAAAACUUAGAAUCUUUUUGGGAAAAAGAAACUUUCACUCCAGAAAACUUGACUGCAAAAGCUGGUGGCAACACUGCUGCAGGUUCACUUCUGAAAUGGGUGCAAGGUGUGGUGAGGUACCACACCACAAUGAUAAACAGGGUGAAGCCAUUGCAUGCAAAAGUACAAGAAACAGCUUCUUCUAUUGGUGAUGCCCAGCAUAAACUAAGGCAGCUUGAGAGCAAGAAGGGAGCAUUAGAGGCUCGCUUACAUGACCUUGCUGAGGGUUUUGAGCAAGCCACAGCUGAUAAGAAUACGCAAGAAGAGAAAAGAAUGGAGAUGCAGGACCACUCGGUGGCAGCAGAGUUCCGACAAGUUUUGACAGAGGAACAUAAACGAUGUUGUGCCGCACUAAACUCACAUAAGGUGGGAUAAAAUUUGAUUGUUUAAGUUUCAACUGUAAAAUCUUAGAA